UAAAUGGUUUCGUAACAGACGCCUAUUGACUCCAGCCUUCCAUUUCCAUAUACUCAAAGAGUACACUACAGUUUUUAACAAAGCUGCUGUAAGACUCCUUGACAAAUUAGAGCCAACUGCACAGAAAGGUGGAACAUUUGAUGUGUUCAGUACGCUUAGCCCUAUCACCCUAGAUGUUAUACUAAAGUGUGCAUUCUCCAGUGAUUUUGAAACAGAUACAAAAAUGAGGCACCCAUAUGUGAAGGGAGUGUACAGGUUGGGUCAUCUAUGGAACAAGAGAUGGAGUCUAAAGAAUUAUCUCAUUAUGCUAGUGCCUUUUCUUUACGAGCAUACAUCGGACGGAGCUGAGUUCUAUCAACUAUGUGACUACGUACAUAGAGAGGCUGAUUGUAUCAUUAACCGUAGGAAGAAAGAACUGCUAACUGGUAAUCCACUGAAGAAAAAGCACCUAGACUUCUUAGAUAUACUACUCAUGGCAAAGGAUGAGAAUGGUAUAGGUCUUACAACUAAAGAAAUCAGGGCUGAAGUUGAUACAUUCAUGUUGGCAGGACAUGAUACAACAGGGGCUGCUAUUUCAUGGACCAUGUAUGCUCUAGCCAAAUAUCCAGAAUAUCAAGAAAAAGUUCGCAAUGAGGUUGAUGCCAUAUUGGAGGACACGGGUGGUGCCUUAGAAUGGGAAGAUCUGAGUAAACUGCAAUUGCUGACAUUAUUUAUGAAAGAAACAAUGCGCCUGUAUGCUCCUGUGCCAUUCAUAUCUCGCUGCUUAGAUGAUGAUGUUGUAAUAGAUGGGAAGAAAGUUCUCGCUGGAGUAAAUGUCCGUCUUUGUAUAUGGGCCAUGCAUAGACACCCUGACAUAUGGGGAGAAGAUGUUGAGGAAUUUAAACCUGAGCGUUUCCACCCUGACAAGAUGAAGGACUUUGACUCUUUUGGAUAUAUUCCUUUCUCUGCUGGGCCUAGAAAUUGUAUUGGUCAGAAUUUUGCCCUUGCAGAAGAGAAGGUUUUACUUGCCAGGUUACUACAUAAAUAUGAACUCUCCUUACCAGAUGAUACUCCUGAGAUUAUACCCAGUGUGCGUCUAGUCUUGAAAGUUGAAGGUGAUGAUAUCAAACUGAGGCUCAGAAUAAGAAAAUAGUCCCAGAAAAUAGUACCGGCAACUACACAAAGCGUUUUAUGAAAUCAUAUCAAUAACAUAGGAAUUAUGACAUAGUA
This is a messenger RNA of Owenia fusiformis, 1209 nucleotides long. The record is from the annotation of a GenBank genome assembly. Lineage: Eukaryota; Metazoa; Annelida; Polychaeta; Sabellida; Oweniidae.